UCCACCCUGGACCUGGGCGAGCAGCGGGAGCGCUGGGAGACGUUCCAGAAGCGGCAGAAGCUCAGCUCCGAGGGCGCCGCCAAGCUCCUGCUAGACACCUUUGAAUACCAGGGCCUGGUGAAGCACACAGGAGGCUGCCACUGUGGAGCAGUUCGUUUUGAAGUUUGGGCCUCAGCAGACUUGCAUAUCUUUGACUGCAACUGCAGCAUUUGCAAGAAGAAGCAGAAUAGACACUUCAUUGUUCCAGCCUCUCGCUUCAAGCUCCUGAAGGGAGCUGAGAGCAUAACCACGUACACAUUCAAUACGCACAAAGCCCAGCAUACCUUCUGUAAGAAAUGUGGCGUUCAGAGCUUCUAUACUCCACGCUCAAACCCCGGAGGGUUUGGAAUCGCCCCCCACUGCCUGGAUGAGGGCACUGUGAGGAGUGUGGUCACUGAAGAAUUCAAUGGCAGCGAUUGGGAGAAGGCCAUGAAGGAGCACAAGACCAUCAAGAACAUGUCGAAGGAGUGAGCUUCUGCUUCUUCUGUCCUGACAAGGAGUGACUGGGGGCGGCAACUUGGCCGUCCCUGCUGCACCUGAGUGGUGCUCUUGAAUGUGGCUGACCCACGCUGCUGGUGCUGUGAGCCAGCAGCCGUCGUGAUCUCUGCAGUUUUCUCCAGCUACCAGUUUCUUUAGGCAGCUCUUUGUCCUCCCUCGGCCCAGAUUUUGAUGUAGUCUAGUUGACAUCCUUCCUUCUCUUCCCAACUUUUGUGUGAUCUUUUAGGAAAAAAAAAUAAAUAUUUUUAACAUUAAAGCA
Messenger RNA from Carlito syrichta (Philippine tarsier), 796 nucleotides. It is a transcript of the gene CENPV, whose product is annotated as centromere protein V. Lineage: Eukaryota; Metazoa; Chordata; Mammalia; Primates; Tarsiidae. Gene Ontology annotation, molecular function: carbon-sulfur lyase activity. The record is from RefSeq and is a predicted model, not a curated record. The transcript is spliced from 5 exons. Gene Ontology annotation, biological process: regulation of chromosome organization; positive regulation of cytokinesis; pericentric heterochromatin formation. Gene Ontology annotation, cellular component: nucleus; kinetochore; spindle midzone. The annotation marks the transcript as partial.